AACUAUUUUUUCUUUAUUGUUGUAUAAACUAUUUGCUUAGCUCUUCAUCUAGGUUUACAGAUUGACAUUCUUUUUUAUUUUUAAACAGGUAACUAACAUACAUACCAAAAAAAUAUGGCUGCACAAAUGCCAGAAUCUGAUCAGAUAAAACAGUUUAAGGAAUUUCUUGGGACAUACAAUAAGCUUACAGAAACAUGCUUUAUGGACUGUGUUAAAGACUUCACAACAAGAGAAGUAAAACCUGAAGAGACCACCUGUUCAGAACAUUGCUUACAGAAAUAUUUAAAAAUGACACAACGAAUAUCCAUGAGGUUUCAGGAAUACCAUAUUCAGCAGAAUGAAGCCUUGGCGGCCAAAGCAGGACUCCUUGGCCAACCGCGGUAGAUAAGUCCCGGCUGGUGGACUUUCAGCGGGAGAUUGCCAAGAGCCAUCGCACUGGAAAUGGGGAUCCACCGACAGAAUCCCCUGAAGGCGGUCGUAGCGAUGGGAAACCAUCUGCCAAGACUGUUUGGCACCUGGGAACCACUGGAGACACAACAUUUUAUCUGCCGGGAAUGAUCGGAAGGUCUUACUGUUCAUUGGAAAUAAGAUGCCACAUUUGUGGAGGCCUUAGCAACAAAGUCAGCAGCUUGGUCACUUGAUUCAAAAAAAUAAACCAUUGUUUUAUCGAUUGUGACUGUUAAUUUUAAAGCAAAAUGUGUGUUCAAUCAUGUGUGAAAUAGUAAAAACAUUUUAUUACUAAAAGUAAAAUAAAUGAAAACAUUACCGA
Molecule: messenger RNA, 769 nt
Organism: Suncus etruscus (white-toothed pygmy shrew)
Lineage: Eukaryota; Metazoa; Chordata; Mammalia; Eulipotyphla; Soricidae
Gene: TIMM9
Product: translocase of inner mitochondrial membrane 9
Exons: 3
Coding region: 115-384 (89 amino acids)
Source: RefSeq, a predicted model, not a curated record